UCCGCAUCGCUACGCAAAGGAGCGCGCCGGCUCCCGCUUCCCCACCACUUAACCUCUCUCAUCCGUCGUCGGCGCGGGUGCCUCGCCGCCGAGCGGAGCGGCACGCCAGUCAGUCGGUUUUUGUCCAUCGCGUGGUGCGGCGUGCGGCGACUUGGCGCCGCGAGAGAGCGACUGAACCGGGGUUUUACGCGAUCGGACGCACGCACGGUGACACGAAACCGUUCGCCAAGCGGACGUAUUCCCACGUUCGCCCGGUGUUCUUCGUGCCGCGUGUCGCGUGGGGGGUGGGCGCGCGUUUUCCGAUCGAGAGGAGGAAAAGAGAAAUAAAAGACAAGUCGCGUUUCUCACUCUGUCUCUUUCUCUGCCAAGGGCAAGGGGGAGGGGAGGGGGAAAAGAAGAAGCGCGCCUCGUGGGCCCCGUGCGAGACCGGAGGCGCGCGGUCGGCCAUUGUGCUUUCUUCGUGUCGCCGAUACGAUCGGCGCGUUGUCUGUCAGCCUGAGUGCUCAGUGUCGGCUUAUACCGGGUGAACCUGCGAGAGGGACGUGUACGUGCGCCGUAUCUCGCCGCCCGGCUACUACUACUACUACUACUACUGUCGGUGCUGCACCGCCGCCGCUGCCGCCGCCGUCGUCAUCGUCGUCAUCGUCGUCGUCAUCAUCAUCAUCAUCGUCAUCAUCAUCGGCGCCUUCGGUCUGCGGUUAGCCAGCAUCAGAGGAUGCGCGUGCACGGGAGCGAGUCCGCGAGGCGGUGCGCGCGAGUAACGCGCCGGUGAACGCGCGAAGAAAUGAAAUGCGCGAAGAGGAGAGCCAUUAGGAAUCCGCCGUUCUCGGCGAAUGUCAUUCACCCUGCGUGUGCACCGUAAGAAGACGAAAAAGAAGAAGAAGAAAAGAAGAAGAAAAAGCAGGAGCAGCAUCGCCGCGGAAGAGGAUCAAGCGAAGAAGAAUCAAGGCAGAGGAGCUACCGAUCGUAAGAACGCGCGGUCUCUUCAUUCGAGGCGUUCUCUCCCCGGGAGUCGAAUCGAUUUCAAAUGAGUCCAGCCUGUCGAUCGAUCGAACGGAGAACCGUCUGACGCAGCAGUUCGUGGGUGCCGCCGCGGUGCUUCCGUAUCGAGAUACAUCGAGAAGAUACGCAGACACCCCCCCGUCCUCGUCGAGCCUCCGUGAAAGGGGACGACCGGUCGUGGAACGUCCCCGGUGGUGUCCGCGGGGACGCAGAUGGGAGCUUGUCUAGAAGUCCCAUCAACCCCGUGCGACAACAAUCGAAAGUGUUCACCGCGAUCGACUUCACGGCCGUCGCCGCGACCCCCGCCGACGUCGCCCACCGACGUCGCCGUCAACCACGAGGCCUCUUCUUCUCCCACCCGAUUCGGUCGCGUAAAUCCGAUCAAGCUGGAAUUGAUGGAGUUGGAGAAUAUCGUUGCGAACACCGUGUACCUGAAAGCGAGAGAAGGUGGUGGUGACAGCAACAAGGGAAAGAGUAAGAAAUGGCGGAAGAUACUUCAGUUCCCACACAUUUCCCAAUGCAUUGGCCUAAAAGAUAAACUAGACAUCAGGUACGGUUAUGUGGUGGACCAGCAGCCGAUCGGGCGGCUGCUCUUUCGACAAUUCUGCCAGGACAAGAAGCCGGCCUACCACCGGUACAACCUCUUCCUGGACGCGAUCGAGAAGUACGAGAUCGAGCUGGACGAGACCCGCAUCGAUCUGGCGAAGGAGCUGUUCGAGCAGUACCUGAAGCGGGAGGGUUCGGAGGUGGUCGACAUCCUGAACGAUUCCCUGAUCUCUCAGUGCGAGGAGCGACUCAGCACCGGCGGCAAGGAGCUCUUCACCGAGGUCGCGCAGACCGUGAAGAACUUCCUGGCCGGCGAACCAUUCUCGGCCUUCCUCAGCAGUUUUUACUUCUACAGGUACCUCCAGUGGAAAUGGCUGGAGGCGCAACCAGUGACGUACAAGACCUUCCGGAUGUAUCGGGUGCUGGGCAAGGGCGGCUUCGGCGAGGUCUGCGCCUGCCAAGUGCGCGCCACCGGUAAGAUGUACGCGUGCAAGAAAUUGGAGAAGAAACGCAUUAAGAAGCGGAAGGGCGAGUCAAUGGUGCUGAUCGAGAAGAACAUCCUGCAGAAGAUCAACUCCAAGUUCGUCGUCUCGCUCGCGUACGCGUACGAGACGAAGGACGCGCUCUGCCUCGUGCUGACCAUCAUGAACGGCGGCGACCUCAAGUUCCACAUAUACAACAUGGGCGGUGAGCCGGGUUUCGACAUAAAUCGCGCCCGAUUCUACGCGGCCGAGGUCGUGUGCGGUCUGGAGCAUCUUCAUCUUCAGGGUAUCGUCUACAGGGACUGCAAGCCGGAGAACAUACUUCUGGACGAUCACGGUCACGUGAGGAUAUCCGAUCUCGGUCUCGCGGUGGAGAUCACGGAGGGCGACAUGGUGCGCGGUAGGGUCGGCACAGUGGGUUACAUGGCGCCCGAGGUGAUCGACAACGAGAAGUACACUUUCUCGCCGGACUGGUUCAGCUUCGGCUGCCUGUUGUACGAGAUGAUCGAGGGCCAGGCGCCGUUCCGCGCUCGCAAGGAGAAGGUCAAACGCGAGGAGGUCGACAGACGCGUCAAGGAGGAUCAGGAGAGGUACUCGCCCAAGUUCAGCGAGGAUGCCAAAAGUCUGUGCCAGCAGCUGUUGAAGAAGGGCCCGAAGAACAGGCUUGGUUGCAAGUGCGGCCGACACGGGGCGAAGGAAGUGAAGCUCCAUAGCUUCUUUCAGUGCCUAAACUGGAAGAGGGUCGAGGCCGGUAUGUGGGAACCACCGUUUGUGCCGGAUCCUCGUGCGGUUUACGCUAAAGACGUUCUGGACAUCGAACAAUUCUCCACGGUGAAAGGUGUCAAUUUGGACGCCACGGACGAUACCUUCUACAGCAAGUUUAACACCGGCAGCGUGUCCAUUCCAUGGCAAAAUGAGAUGAUAGAGACUGAGUGUUUUAAGGAACUGAACGUAUUAGGUCCUAAUAACACGCCCACCCCAGACUUAUUGAUAAACCAUACACCGCCCAACAAUGACGACAGAGGCUGCUUUCCCUUUCGGAGAAAGAGGAAGCAGAGCGAUCGCACGAGAGAGAUCCCGCUGUCGGAGUGCCACUUGCUGGAACUGUCGCAGACGCAGAGCUCGGAGAUGCCAGCCAGCUGAUCUACGGUGAACAAGAAUAACAGUCUGAAUCGAUUGACGUCGUCGCCAUUUCGACGUUGCCGCCAUCCUGAUGUUGCCGACGGCGCGCGUCCAAAUGCCGCUGGCUGCGGCUGCUGCUGCGUUAAGAGCAAGCCGAUCUCAUUCUCCUUCUCGGUAGCACCCGAAGCCACGGCAAGUGUUCGCAUAAUAGGCAGCCGCAACGACCGCGGCGGGUCCGAGGCAUCCUCUCAGGUUUAUCGGGGUGAGAUCAGAGAUCCGCACCAGGACAAAACGCGCGUACGCACGAUUCUACGCGCGCGCGUACAGCUACGCAUACGCGGCGGGCAAGCGCGGCACACGGAAGCCAAACGCAUUGUAUGUCAAAUGCGAAUGACACGUUCGUUACCGAAUAUAUUUUCCUCGAGCUCGAGCGCGGGAAUGUUCGACGUGCACUUUUGCACGUCCAUCAACGUGUAUCAACGUGUUUUAUCGAGCUUCGAUGUGUCCCGAUUCAUGAGUCGCGGGCGAGAGAAAAUUUAGGGCGAUAUGUAGAUAAAUGAUUGUGUCACUCACAGCGCGAUUACGUGGCACAUGUAAUAAUUCUGAACGCGACGGAAAUAUUCCAUUUUCAGAAUGUGUAGCCGGUGGUAACAGCACAUUUUGUUUCUCUCGUUAAGCGACGAAAUGGCGCACAAAAUCUCCAAUCUCAAAUUUCGGCCGUAUUUUAAGUUGAAACGAACGAGUACAUUUAGGUGUACGAAACGUAUGUACAAUUAUUUGCAAAUACUUCUUCGACGUACUUACGAAUCUCUUUUUUUUAAAUUAACGAAUACAGAAAUUUAAUUUAUAUUUUCAAAAAGCCGUUUUCUCUUAGGCUAGAUCUUCAUUUCGUAUCGCUUUAUUCUUAAUGAUCGAGGAGCUCGUUGCCCCAUUCCAUCGAAAGAAAUCGACGAGAAUCACAUUGGCGCACGAUCAAGCGUGAGAAAUCGUGAGUAUGCUGCAAUCCAAUUUUUUUCUUCACUCCCAAAUCGCUUCCAAGUACUUUUAAGUACUUUCCAAGACGGUCGGCGUUCCCUCGGUCUACUUUUUUCGGGUCGUCAACGAUCCCGAUCUGUAUCUGUUCGUAUCUGUCGGAGGCGAGUAAGCUACGUCGGCCAAGAACUUCGGUCGUAACCGCAUUCGCGCAUUCGAGGAUUUAUGAACGCGCGCGAUAGAGGGUCGAGAAUGGGAUUCGCGGGGGCCGAAAUAGAGUAGGAAGAGAGCUUGUAGACGAGCGAUAACGAGCGCGCACGUGGAACGGACGGGUCGUAAAAGAGCACGUGAAGAGCACGGCGGCGCACGUCCACCCGCCCGCACGUCCGUUUCCUCGCUCGUUCUCGCGUAUCGCGACAGUAAGCUACCGGUAAACGGACACCCGACACUACCGCGAGGCAAAUAAACACUCGCGUACACUCGCGCGUUUAUAAACGUUAACCCGAUACAUAUAUGUAUCUGGAGGUUGUAAUUACGGAGGCAUGUGCAUGUGCACGCGGGUUGACGGCGCCGAGAAGACGCUGCAUCUGAGUGCGCGACGAGCGGAUUAGUAGUAAAAUAUAUUGAUCUAGCGUUGCCAAAUGGAGACGCCAGAUAAGUCCGAUAAAAUGACGAAUGACAAAUUCACAAUAAAACGUUUCUGAAUGUUUAAUGACACUGACACCAUAUGGCAGCGUAUGUUACUAAUGGUAAAAAUAAUAUUCAUCUCAGACGCUGUUAACACGCUGUUAAGUUUAGUCGAACCACGGAGCGCGGAUUGGCGUUACAGCGUCCUAAGGCUGGGCAAUCAUCCAAAAAAA
This is a messenger RNA of Wasmannia auropunctata (little fire ant), 4984 nucleotides long. It is a transcript of the gene Gprk2, whose product is annotated as G protein-coupled receptor kinase 5. Gene Ontology annotation, molecular function: G protein-coupled receptor kinase activity; ATP binding. Gene Ontology annotation, biological process: protein phosphorylation; signal transduction; regulation of signal transduction. Bases 1215 to 3173 code for a protein of 652 amino acids. The transcript has 9 exons. Gene Ontology annotation, cellular component: cytoplasm. The record is from RefSeq and is a predicted model, not a curated record. NCBI's taxonomy places the organism in Eukaryota, Metazoa, Arthropoda, Insecta, Hymenoptera, Formicidae.